AUGUUCAUUUUUACAUUGUUUAACAAGUCUUCUAGGGCAAAUAUAACAGACCUGGUCGCUUACAAGUCUGGCUUCCUAUGCAUGUACAUGAAGAAGCAUCCUGAUACAUUGGUUGCAUAUGUCAAUUUUUUUGGGCAAGUUGAGGGCAUCUUGCUCAUUGCUGAGAUGUCUAGCAUUGACUCCAAGGGUAUGACACUUAUGUAUAAGCUCAAGUCUGGACAGUUGAAUAUGACCCAGAUAUCAUUUGACCCGCCACUUUUGGGGUAUGAGGAAGUCAAACUCCGGCUUCUGGGUAUAAAGGCAUAG
Molecule: messenger RNA, 306 nt
Organism: Suillus subalutaceus
Lineage: Eukaryota; Fungi; Basidiomycota; Agaricomycetes; Boletales; Suillaceae
Exons: 2
Coding region: 1-306 (101 amino acids)
Source: RefSeq, a predicted model, not a curated record